UCGCCAGUAGCCAGACGGUGCUCGCUCCCGUCCACCCGCGGCGCAGCCAUGGGGAAGCGACAGCAUCAGAAGGACAAGAUGUACAUUACCUGUGCUGAGUACACGCACUUCUAUGGUGGCAGGAAGCCAGACAUCCCCAAAGCAAAUUUCCGCCGCUUACCUUUUGACCACUGCAGUCUCUCCCUACAGCCCUUCAUCUACCCAGUAUGCACCCCCGAAGGCGUCGUCUUUGACUUGCUGAGCAUCCUGCCCUGGCUCAAGAAAUACGGCACCAACCCCAGCAAUGGAGAGAAACUAGACCGGAAGUCCCUGAUUGACCUGAAGUUUGCAAAGAACAGCGAAGGGAAGUACCACUGCCCCGUGCUGUUCUCCGUGUUCACCAACAACACCCACAUCGUGGCCAUCCGCACCACUGGCAAUGUCUAUGCCUACGAGGCCGUGGAGCAGCUGAACAUCAAGGCCAAGAACUUCCGGGAUCUGCUGACCGAUGAGCCCUUCUCCCGGCAGGACAUCAUCACCCUGCAGGAUCCCACCAAUCUGGACAAGUUCAAUGUCUCCAACUUCUUUCACGUGAAGAAUAACAUGAAGGUGACGGACCCAGAUGAGGAAAAGGCCAGGCAAGACCCGUCUUACUACCUGAAGAACACCAACACGGAGACCCGCGAGACCCUGCAGGAGCUCUACAAGGAGUUCAAGGGCGAUGAGGUGCUGGCCGCCACCAUGAAGGCCCCCGAGAAGAAGAAAGUGGACCAACUGAACGCCGCCCACUACUCUACCGGGAAGGUCAGUGCCUCCUUCACGUCCACCGCCAUGGCUCCUGAGACAACGCAAGAAGCAGCUGCCAUCGAUGAAGACGUGCUGCGAUACCGGUUCGUGAAGAAGAAGGGCUACGUGCGCCUGCACACCAACAAGGGCUGCCUCAACCUGGAGCUGCACUGCGACCUGACGCCCAAAACCUGUGAGAACUUCAUCAGGCUCUGCAAGAAGAACUACUACGACGGCACCAUCUUCCACCGGUCCAUCCGCAACUUCGUGAUCCAAGGAGGUGACCCCACCGGCACUGGCACGGGUGGAGAGUCGUUCUGGGGAAAGCCGUUCAGAGACGAGUUCCGGCCCAACCUGUCGCACACGGGGCGGGGCGUCCUCAGCAUGGCCAACUCGGGGCCCAACAGCAACAAGUCUCAGUUCUUCAUCACCUUCCGCUCCUGCGCCUACCUGGACAAGAAGCACACCAUUUUCGGGCGGGUUGUCGGGGGCUUCGACACCCUGACUGCCAUGGAGAACGUGGAAAGUGACCCCAAAACUGACCGUCCCAAGGAGGAGAUCCGCAUUGAGUCCAGCGUGGUGUUCGUGGACCCCUAUGAGGAGGCCGACACUCAGAUAGCAGAGGAGCGGAAGAAGACCCAGCUGAAAGAGGGGCCAGAGGAGCCCGUUGCAAAAAGCAGCCAGCCCCAGCAAGGGGCCCCAGGAGCCCAGACCUACCGCCAGGGGGUGGGCAAGUACAUCAGUCCAGCAGCCACGAAGCGGGCAGCCCAGGACGAGCCGUCCACCAGCACAGUCACCCCCACAGCCAAGAAGAGGCCCAGUCAGGGCUUCGGGGACUUCAGCUCCUGGUGACCCACCUGAAGGCCACGCUGCGCCUCGGAGAGAGCUCUGCCUGUGACCUGGACCCCUCCGCUAUGAGCCCCCCCAGUUCCGUACCUGCCCCACGAUCCUCAGCCCACGUGCCCCAUCAGCACCAGCACCCUCAGUCCGUCAUCCUCCAUGCAGCCCUUCACUCCGGGACGGGACUGCCUCCUCACGUCCCUCCUUGUCUCUGCCAAGACUUUCGUUCUCUGCGUGGCCCCGCCGCGCACUCCUUUCUCAAACGUGUCCUGGCUCGCGUGCCUUUUCUUGCCCACCCUCCCCCCACCCAGCUCCUCUGCAGAGGGGUGCUCCAGGCCACACACCCCCGCCCACGUCAAGGACCACCUUCAGACGGACAUUGGGAUCAUCUGCCCCUGACUGGUGACCGCACAAAGAAGACAGCCAGGCAAGGGCAGCGCUGGGGCACCAGGCGUGGGGCGAGAGGAGGGCAGCCUGACCCCAUCUGGUGGCCACUGCCCUGCUUAUGUCGCAUGGUCCAGCAGCACUGAAGUAGGAGCUCAGUGCGUGUGCUGGGGCCCACCCAGGAGACCUGGCUUCUGUAGUCAGUACCAUCUGGGAGGGAGGGCCCACGCCCAUGGGCAGCUAUUCCUGUCGUCCCAGGCCUGCAGAAAUGGACAUGGUCGCCCGAGCUCCACAGCCCUGCUCCAGAAGGCCUGGUGUAGGCCGCUCCUGCCCCACAGGGCUGGGGGCGCCAGGAGAGAGGCUCUGUGCCCCAGCCUUUGGUUCGUGACCCUGCGGCCCCAGCUCAAACAAUUAUUUUCUAAAGUGUCAGGCCACUUCAAUUUGUUAAGUACUCGGUGAGCUCAUUCAGCCAAUUAAAGGGCUUUUGAGAAAA
Molecule: messenger RNA, 2482 nt
Organism: Echinops telfairi (small Madagascar hedgehog)
Lineage: Eukaryota; Metazoa; Chordata; Mammalia; Afrosoricida; Tenrecidae
Gene: PPIL2
Product: peptidylprolyl isomerase like 2
Exons: 20
Coding region: 49-1617 (522 amino acids)
Biological process (GO): protein polyubiquitination; protein folding; protein peptidyl-prolyl isomerization
Cellular component (GO): catalytic step 2 spliceosome
Molecular function (GO): peptidyl-prolyl cis-trans isomerase activity; ubiquitin-ubiquitin ligase activity
Source: RefSeq, a predicted model, not a curated record